GACUGGAGCAAACCUCAAGGCGUGGACAAAAAAAACAUUAUCUGAGCGCUGCUUGCUCGGGAUUACUCCGUAUUGCUGUUUUAUUUUGGAUAAUUAAAGGACGGCACAUAAAAAAAAAAACCUAUUCAUGACUAUUUCCAUCACGGGUGGACGUCAACGCUUUGUAUCCUAUGCUGAAAUCAGACGGUAGCUAAGUUAGCUUAAGUUAAUGCUAGCUUGCUAGUAGUUGAAGCUACGUCGCUAUCAUUAGCGGACUGAGUCUUAAAAACAGAAGCAAUUGAUUCACACAGAGUUAAAAGUAAACUAGUUAAAGUUGGCAAGAUUUACAAGAGUAAACGCAGAAAGAAAGGACAUGUUGGUUCCAGCAGACGCCGAGGGGUAAUGUUAAAGCUUCUCACCAGUUGAUAGUAGUUUUGUAUUGCUAUGCUAGCAUAAUAAGCUAGCAUCAACAAGUCAGUCAUCUCUCACCGUUAGCUUUCAACAAUCUCUUCCUGGCUACAGUUGCUAGUGGCAGUACCCUAACAUGCUGUUUGGAAGCUUAACAACUACUCUCCCCUUGCAUUCACCUAUAUUUGAUAAUGUGGAGUAUAGAGCACACUGAAAUGUAUAGUUGGCUUCAGGUAACUUACUAUUAAUACAUGUUUUACCUGAGAGGCAGAUUCACAACAAAGCACCUGUCAACAGCAGACGGCCUACCGCUACUUUAAUCCUAUCUGUCCGUCACGGAGAGAAGGCUGGGGACAAGUCUCGUACCGCUAUAUUUAUGAUUAGCAACCUCCUGGAACAGUCUGACAAAAGCAAGAUGAAGUAGAAGAUGUCACCGAUGAUGCUGUGGAUGUAAUGUAACCUCUGUGCAUUUCUUCCAAGAGUGACAGCAUGGAAUCUGAAAACAUGACUGACCUGUAUGAGGACAACCGUGAUGUCGAUCAAAGUCGCCAGUCACUCCGCAGUUCAAAGAAAGAUUCCCGAGCAUCAUACUUUGAAAAACGCAAAAAGAAUUCCCGGGACAAGAUCAAAGAUGAUGGGGAAAAAGAAAGCUGUGUUGAGAGUAGAUCGAAAACCCGAACCUGGCGUUCAGAUCCAGAUCGGGACCAGUUAUCAGACGGAGAGCGACGUAGAAGUAGUGGUUCGUUUUACUCAGAUGACUAUGACAAUGAGUCUCCUUCCGAGCGCUCAAACUCACCAUACUCUCGGUCCUGUACUCCAUCUGCUACUCCUCAGAGAAUGGUGCGUUCGAAAAGGAUUUCUAACAGCCCCCUCUACAAGACAGGAGGUGUGGGACGCCGGGGUGUUUCUCGUCCACAGCGUCCAGGUGGCCACCCGCUGACCCAGCAGCAGCGCAGGGGAGUGCGCUCACAAAGCAAGGAGUCCACACCCCCUAAGGACCUGGACCUGGUGACCAAGAGGAUGCUCUCGGCCCGCCUGCUCAAGAUCAAUGAACUGCGUAACUCACUUGCCGAGCUGCAACAGCGCACUGAUGAGCUGCAGAAGGAAAAUCGAGUUCUCAGACAGCUCCAGGUGCGGCAAGAUAAAGCCCUGCAGCGCUACGAUGACACAGAAAGUGAGAUUUCCCAGCUGAUUUCGCGCCACAACAAUGACACACAUGUGCUGCGCGAGCGGCUCAGGCGCACUCAGGAGAGGGAACGGGCUGCCGAGCGUCGGAUGAAGGACAGCGAGGAGCAGCUGCUAAGGAGUCAGGCGACCAUCGCGCGACUGAAGAAGCUCGUCGACCAGCGAGACUUAGGAGCCAGAGACGAGCUCAGCCGCAAGCUAGAGGAGGAGAAGACCCAGGCCCUGGAGGCAGAACGCAAGAUUAAGGAGCUGGAGCGUAGCAUAGAGCUGACUAGCGGCAGUUACCAGAGGCAGCUGGCUGCAGAGAGGAAGAAGACCAUCAGUGCCCAGGACGAGAUCAGGACCCUGCAGGAGGAGCUGCAACGACUGACCAAUAAACUCAAGGAGAAAGAGAGAGAACUGGAUGAUAGGAACAUCUAUGCCAACCGCAUGAUGAAACCUGCCCCAAGAAAAGAUGUUGACAGUGUCACAAAGCGGAAAAUCCCCAGCAGAAGCAGCACCAAGGCAGUGCAGACUAAAGACAGGGCGCCCAGUCUGGAUUUCCCCACUCCUCCCCCUGCCAUCACUGAUGCCAAUGAGUACAGUGAACAGGUGCCUGAUGAGUAUCUAUCUCUCAAGGAGCUUGACGGUGUUGACAGACAGGUGGCGACAGAGGAAAGACAUCCAAAGUGGGAACAGCAGAAGACAAGCGACAAAGAAAUAGAAGGAGACAAGGAGAAGGAGAUGGUGAAGGCAAAAGAUAAAGAGCUGGAAAAAGAGGAGAAGCCGCCACUCAUCCAGGAGCUAAACUUGCUUGAGGAGAAGGCAAAGCGACUAAGAGAAGGUAGGAUGAAAAAAAAAGAGGAAGAGGACAGGAAGAGGAUGAGUGCCCUGUUAAGCCAGGAGGAAGAGAACAACAGGAAGCGUGGCCAUGUCCAGGAAGAGGUGAACAGGUGGAACCAGGGGACUCUGGCCAAUCAGCAAAUGGCAGAGGAAGCACGUCGCAAAAAGCAACUGCUGCUGGCUAAGAUGCGUGAAAUAGACCGCCAAGAGCUAGGAACCCAGGACGCCAUGUUUGCUGAGCCUAUUCCUUCUGAGUCCAAUAAGGCCACCAGUAACCAUGCUUCUCCUCGUCUUCCCGAGCAGAGAAACUCUUCCAUUUCCAACCUCACUGAACCAGAGGAGUCGGCAGGUUUUCGUGCUGGAGGCGGGGACAGUGGAAGGAAAGACGGCCCGGAGGGGGGAGUUGCCACAACAGGAGUGGGAAGGAGAGCACUGCGGACUCAAAUCUCCAGGGACGACUUGGCAUUCGGGAGCUAUGCGCCUUCAUUCGGGAAUUCAGCUUCUCGAGGUUCUUCCGGCUACCCUCCCGGUCCACCGAAACAGGACAGGGACUCAGCGUUAGAGGCCAUAGGUGUUUUUAGCCUCAGAGAGGUGGAGACAGAGAAAGAAAAGGAGAUGGACAGAGGAGCGGAGAAGGACAGGAAGGCUAGCCUCAUGCAGCAACUAUUUGGACCUCUGGCAACACCUUCGGGUGAUGGAGUGAGCACAUACAAUAAAAUGGAGGUCCUCAAAAAUCCCCCAACUACCAAUGGGGUGCGUAAAAGGGAGGCACUACUCAGCUUCAACUCAGGGUCUUCUACUCCUCCAGGAUCCUCCCUCAACACCAUACAUGUGGCUGACAGCAAGCCCGCCAUCCGUGCCAUCCCCUCAUUUGAUGAUGACAUAGAGGAACUUACUUUAUGAAAAUAAUUCCAAUUUGAGGUAGUCAGGCUCAUAAAACCAUCACUGAUGUCUGUCUGUCCCAAGAUGAGUCAAAAUAAGAGAGAUAUAAGAGGGCGGCUUUGGCUCAGAUGGUAGAUGGUUGUCCAACAUCAGAAGGUCGGUGGUUCAAUCCCUGCCCUGCAGUCAACAUAAAUGCAGUCCAUUCACAAUAAACAUGGUCCUUAUUCAAGUCUUACCACUAUUUAUUUCACAACAAGAAUGUUCACUUUAUCAGCAGAACCAAAUAUAAAAGAAAAAUACAUUUUCUACAGAUUUUCUUAAAUUGUAUACAACUAUAUAAAUGUACAAUUAUUUAACUUUUGUGAAUGUUUUUAUGUAGAACAUUUGUGGUUAAAUGAGGUGUUAAUGAAACCGGUGAUACAGGGUUUUUGACCGUUUGAUAUGUUUUUAGUGCCAGUUCGGCUUGUAAAUGUUGUGGACAGAGACUGGUUUCACUCCUGUUGUUCACUAAAGAUAUUUAGCAGAUGGGUGAUGCAUUGUUGGAUAUUAGCCCUGAAAAGAGAUGAGAUGUGCACACUCUAACUCUUUGCAGUACUAUUAUUCCGGGGUUACUGAUAUGAUUGGUUGGUUUGGACAUUUAUUUUUGUUUAGGCACAGUCACUUUGAUUUAUUUUACAGGAUGCCAUAAUAAUCUAGCACUAAACAAUAUGACAAUCACAGUGUGAUAAGACUUCUUCCCGAAUGUCUGGUUAUUUUUACAGCUUUAUGAAACAGACAGGUUUGUAACAGCUGUUUGUGAAAUGAAAUCAAUCAAUGACAUAUUGUGUUUAGACAAUGAAAAACAAACAAAUGUAUUCCUUUGACUUGAAAAUAUUGUAAAACAGUAACCAUUAAUAUUCCUUGAAACACUAUGUCUUGGGGCCCUGUCCCCUGCACUCAAUCUAAUGUGAUGGCAGACAAUCAGCACUCAAGCAAACCACAGGAGAAAUGACAAGCUAUAUUGAAGUUAGUGGAAACAAUACUUUAUUUAUAUAUUUAUUGAUUUGUUGUUAUAGACUGAAAUUAUACCUUGCAACUCUGAAUGUGGCACACCAAAGUGCAUUCGUAAGCUGUAAAAUGUCUACUUUUUUAUCCAAAUAAGUCCCAUUUUUGUAUUUCUUCUGGCAGAUGUUGUUAGCGUAACUAUCGUAGUGGAUGAAACGUGUAACAGAUAAAGCAUUGUGGUUUGUAUUUAUGUGUUGACUUUUUCAUAUUUUGUACAUUUUUGUUUGUUUUUAAAAGUGUGUUUUGUCUUAUUUUAUUCAAUAAAAAUAAAUGGUGGUAAAGUUAA
This is a messenger RNA of Eleginops maclovinus (Patagonian blennie), 4606 nucleotides long. It is a transcript of the gene lca5, whose product is annotated as lebercilin LCA5. NCBI's taxonomy places the organism in Eukaryota, Metazoa, Chordata, Actinopteri, Perciformes, Eleginopidae. The record is from RefSeq and is a predicted model, not a curated record. Gene Ontology annotation, cellular component: axoneme. Gene Ontology annotation, biological process: intraciliary transport.